Molecule: messenger RNA, 2890 nt
Organism: Penaeus indicus
Lineage: Eukaryota; Metazoa; Arthropoda; Malacostraca; Decapoda; Penaeidae
Exons: 6
Coding region: 2282-2875 (197 amino acids)
Biological process (GO): signal transduction
Source: RefSeq, a predicted model, not a curated record
UGCCUCGACCGCCGCCAGAUGGCAUUCGACCAGAUCGAUCGCUCCCGCAACCAGAUUUAACCCAGACGGCGAGGAGCAGAGUGCACAUUUCGCAGCUGCGUGCAAAACACCUUCUUUUCCACGCCAUUCCGCCGUCGCCACGAAGCCUGCUAGUUAGGUGUGUGGAGCAGCUGGAGUAGGAGAGCGAGGAGACGCGAGGUGGCGAAGCGGUGCAACACAGUGGACUCCUGAUGGUGACCUCACGUCACCUAUGUUGAGUCUGCGUCUCGUUUCCACAAGGUCACUCAAACAGCCGUAGACAGCUGCCAUCAUGUGCCGUGACAGAGAUAUGAACCCUUAACUCAUUUUUUAUCAAGCCCGCCCAGUUUUUAUUCCCCCUUUCAAAUAAAGAAGAAGCAGAGAGAGAGAGAGAGAAAUAUCCACCACUGCAGCUACACCAUCACGCCCCUCUUUGGAAUCAAUCUUGGAUAUUAUUUUUCAAAAGGACGUCAAGCAUUCAAGCAAGCAAGCAGCAAGUAAGCAAGUGAUCCCAAGAAAGCAUUUGUUUACAUCGCUUUUACACCGCAUAGACACUCGCUGAGUCUCUGGUAUAUAAGUAUAUAUAUAUAUAUCUGUCUGCAUAUUUUUCAGUGUCGUUACAUCAGUGUACUGCCAAGUGCUUCCUUUCGCACCACUGUCAAAAAAAGAACUUGUGUUUUAUUUCAUUUAAUUGAGGAACUGUUUUCGACCACUUUGGACGUGCAUGUGGCGCGAGAGAGUGAGCUUCAUCGAGCUUUGCUGAGGAAACAAAAAUAAACCACAACAGCUGAAAUAAAAACAACAACAUUGCACAUCUCUUUGGUUUGUCUUGGGAGGAUCUAAGACACCUGAAAAAGAUCGUCGUCUUUUCUUGCUGUUUCACUGUUUCAUCUUCGUUUCUUUGUUCGUUCGGCCUUCAAGCACAAAAGAAAAACGUUCCUCGGACACAAGAGCAACAACAACAACAACAACAACGACACACAAGAACGCCCAAUAAAGAUAAAGCACAAAGUCAAAGGAGAGAAGGAUAGAUAGAUACGAAAGAGAGUAAGAGAAAUCUAUAACAUCGACCUGUAACAAAUUAAAAGCAUAAAAAAACAAGUAAUAACGGAAAGAAAAGUUAAACCUAUUCCGAAGAAGAGAAAACAAAAAAACGCACCAAUAAAAUAAAAUAAAAAAAGAUUUACUCAGUUAAAAGGUCACAACCACAUCUACUGAUUCAUCCUCCUUACAGACAGCAGAGCACUUGCUUGUUUGAGUUAGACCACCGCGAGCAAUUUACUGGGUCUGAGGCAUAAAAAAAAAAAAUAGACGCAACGCUUUUCAUUAAACCAAAAACAAAAAUAUAUAAAUAAUAGUCAUCAAGAACUGACCGACACCGCUUCCACUUCCCCGACUAUAAAGUGAAACACACACGUCUCCGCAGUUUUAAUUUUUUCAAAGUUUUGGGCGAGAUCUCUGUAUAAAUGUGUAUAUAAUGUAAAAAAAAAAAUAUAUUAACUAAGACAGACACCGAUGCUUUAAUGAAUAUAUGUGAUAUUAAAAGAGAAAGGUUAUUAGGAAACUGAGUAAGGAAUUCUUUCAACAGUCUCUUAGAGAUAACAAAAAAAAGGUUUCGAAAGAAGUAUACAUAGAUAUAUAUCUCUAUAUAUAAUAAAAUUGGCCGUGAAAAAAGAAAUAUAUAUAUAUAUUUUUUAUUUGUUGAGUAGCCUCAUCUUCCGACAAGUGUUGUGAAUCGCAGAGAAGAAGAAGAAGAAAGGGAAAAAAUACAAAAAAAAAAAAAAAAAAUACAAAAAAGAAAAGUCCACAGUGUAGAAAAAGCUCCUAAACCACAAAGAAGAAAAAACGUAGAAGAGGAAGAAGAAGAAAAAAAAAAAUAGAAGAAAAAAGGUCCACCAAAGAAAGAAAACCUUCCCCCCCCCCUACCGAACGUUGUGCCAAAACAAGAAAAAGGAAUAAACAGACGAGACGAGAAACGAGUGUUUUCUUGACGUCGACAACGGCGGUUCACGUGCAAUCGGCCCCCCAGCGAGCCCCGGGCGGCACGUCCCUCGGCGUGUGUUGGUGCAGCGGCUCCGCCUCCCCACCUGUCAACACGGAGUCGCCUGCCGCCUGCCCCUCGCCACCAGGAGCCGCCCCUGGCCCUUGGGGACUGCUCCAGGCGCCCUUCGGACCGUAGACGGGCCCUCCUUCCCACGGGGCGUCGCGCCACUCCUCUAGGACCUCCGGCGGGACAACAAGUCACAGGAGGCACGAACGCGAAAUGCGGCGCCCGUCCUUCUGCUGCGACCAACAUGGGAGCGGCGAGACGCAGUGCCAGCCCCAGGAGGGCGGCGAGAGCACCCUGGCGCGCGUGCGUCGCUUCCUGGCCGUGUCGAUGGGCGCACGGGCGGCCGGGCGCACGCCCACCACCCGCUGCAAGCACCGCGCCCUCCCCCCGGACCCCCUGCACGCCCCCGCCCACGCCGUGCACUCACUCCUGGCCGAGAUGAAAGAGGCCGGCGUGGGCGUGCAGGGCGUGCUCGGGCGCCCCCUGGAAGACGUCAUGGCGGCGCACGGAGAGGACGCCAGUGGGCAUGGCGUGCCCGCGCUCGUGCACCUGCUCUGCUGCUACCUGCUCACUCACGGCGUGGACUACGACACCCUUGUGAGCGAGGACUGGUGCGCCGAGGAAGUGAGGACGCGCCUGCUUCUCGAACGGGGCGCCGCUGGUCUCCCCUCGGACGCCCCCGAACCUCCGCCAGGCUCAGACGCUGCCGUAGCGACUGGCCUUCUGCGGCUGUUCCUGGACGAGCUGCCCCACGCGCUCAUUCCUCCGUCAGCUGCGACCAAGAUCCUGCAGCUCCUGACAGGUUAGUUGUCUCUGAGGAUC